Aethina tumida (small hive beetle) is the source of this 4503-nucleotide messenger RNA. Its product is annotated as diacylglycerol kinase theta. Gene Ontology annotation, biological process: intracellular signal transduction; diacylglycerol metabolic process; lipid phosphorylation. Lineage: Eukaryota; Metazoa; Arthropoda; Insecta; Coleoptera; Nitidulidae. The coding region runs from base 247 to 3270 and encodes 1007 amino acids. Gene Ontology annotation, molecular function: RNA binding; ATP-dependent diacylglycerol kinase activity. The transcript is spliced from 17 exons. The record is from RefSeq and is a predicted model, not a curated record.
AAGCAGUCGACGCGUCCAGCACAUCAGACACAAUGCGAAUGCGCGCCCAAUCGUUUCGACAGUGAUGGUCAGCUGUGCACGGGUCGAGACGGUGAAAUGCGCCUUAGGCAUGUAACUCUGGCUGGCAGAGAUACCCUACGGCCGCAACAUGUUCGCGUACGGUUUCGAGAUCACAUAGACCUGUAAUAUGCCUGUGCCAAGUGCGAGUUCACGGUGAAAAUCUGGCGUGAACGGGGGAUUGGAGAGAUGGCGUCGGUGGCGGGCUCGACUGAUCAGCCACUCGCCGCGCACGGCCACAGCUUCUGCAAGAAAACCUUCCACAAGCCCACAUACUGCCACCACUGCAGCGACAUGCUAUGGGGCCUCAUUCAACAGGGCUUCAUCUGCGAAGUGUGUAACUUCGUAGUGCAUGAUCGCUGCCUUAAGAACGUGGUUUCCCCGUGCUCCAGCGUCGCCGCCAGCCAAAUCAAGAAUCCAGUCGCUCAUUGUUGGUCGGAACCUUUCCAUCACAAGAAAAAGUAUUGUAAUGUAUGUCGGAAGAGGUUACUGGAUGAUGUCUAUUCCAUCCAUUGUGAAAUAUGCGAGUACUUCGUACAUAUAGAAUGUCAAGAUUUCGCUGUGGCCGACUGCAAGGAAAACGCCACUUAUCUGCCGGGGAAGCAGCUGGUGUACGUCCACCACCAACACCACUGGCGGGAAGGCAACUUGCCCAACAACUCCAAGUGUGCCCUCUGCAAGAAAACAUGUUCCUCCAUCGAGUGCUUAUCGGGGUACCGAUGCGAAUGGUGUGGCAUGACGUGUCACGCGGCAUGUCACGUCUCGAUAAACAGCGAGUGCACAUUUGGCAUUUUGGAGCCGAUUUACCUGCCACCGCAUGCCGUCAGCAUACCGCGAACGGAGGUGCCCAUGGAAGCGAUAAUCGGUGUGCAAGUGCGAAGAAAGGACACCCUGUCCCUCAUCGGUGGCAGAGUAAUUGCCAGAAGGGCCGGUAUUAAGGGCGCCAUGAAGCGGCUGUCCAUUCUAUUGCCCAAUUCAUGCCAGGGCAAACGCGAACCCGCAUCCCCUUAUUUCCGAGCGAGGAGUACCUCCGACGAAUUUAGCAGCGGCGAUGCUAGUAGUCGGUAUAGGGAUUCCGAGGACUAUCAGCCUUCACAUACGCAGGGAAGAGACAGGCAGGAUAAGCAAAACAAGGACAAGGAAGAUAGGGAUGAAGAAUACAUCAAAGUGUACGACGGCAACAACUCGUUGAAAAGGAAAAUAUUCAGGAUCAUAGUGGUGUCCAGGCAGGCACCACUGAAGCAGGUGUUGACGCAAGCACUUCGUGCCUUCCAUAUCACCAAGGAUCCGAACUCAUUUCAUCUCACUGAUCUUUACUCGCCUGACGAGGCCAUCCUGCAGGAUCCCAACCCUGUCCUCAGUCUGAACAGGAAAGAGGGCAAGAGACCGGCUGUUUUCUUAAGAUUUAAGGAUCGUGACAAUGACAAAGGUGAAGUACGGGUUUACCCCGGAAAAUUACAAGUCUCACAAGCAUAUUGUACCGUGCCUGUUGAUUCUGAAACCAAAGUCAGCGAUCUGAUCCGCGAAGCACUGAAACGCUUCGGUCUUGAGAACUACAACUGUGAGGAGUAUAGGUGUAGCGAGGUUUUGCUUGACAGAGGAGUGACCGAGAGGGUGUUAUCAUGGGACGAGAGGCCGUGGGAAAUUAUGAAACAAUUGGGGAAGGACAGUAUCAGACAGAUGGAGCUGAUGCGAUUUUACUUGCAGCUAAAGCAGGAUCCACACGGACCGAACUUGGCUCUGUUCGUGGGAAACCUGCCGCCCAAUCUAUCGGAGCGAAAUUAUGAAAAUAUACUAACGGAAUUUUUAGGAAAAGAAAACAAAUUUUCUAAAAUUGGUCCGAUCUACUACGAAUAUGGAUCGAUGGUUAUCACGUAUGAAGAUUCUGAUAAAGCAGUAAGAGCUCUUUACACUUUACGAGAAUCUAAAUUCGAGGAUAAACAACAUUUACUUGUGAUGUUGUUGCCAAACAUAGAACCUUCAAUGAUACCUCAGGGAGUGCAACCUCUUUUAGUUUUCGUAAAUGUUAAAUCCGGCGGUUGUCAAGGUCUAGAGUUGAUCAGCAGUUUCCGAAAACUAUUGAAUCCGUAUCAAGUGUUCGAUUUGGACAAUGGUGGUCCGCUACCGGGUUUAUAUGUGUUUAGAAACAUUCAAAACUAUAAAAUACUCGUGUGUGGCGGAGACGGUACUAUUGGAUGGGUGCUCCAGUGCCUGGACAAUGUGGGCCAAGACUCUCAAUGUUCAUCGCCUGCCUGUGCUAUUGUACCCUUAGGAACAGGCAAUGAUUUGGCGAGAGUCUUGCGCUGGGGUCCGGGUUACACUGGAGGCGAAGACCCAUUAAACCUCCUCCGGGAUGUAAUAGAUGCGGAAGAAAUACGUUUGGACCGGUGGACAGUUGUCUUCCACCCGGAGGACAAGGCCGACGAUAGCGUUAAACAGGUCAACUCCACCGGUAAGAAGAGGCAAAAACUGUCCAAAAUGAAAGUGACCAAUGAGCAAAUUAGAAAAGCAGUUGUAGCAGGUUCGACGAGUGAGGACAACUCGCAGAUAUUCGUAAUGAACAACUACUUCGGUAUUGGGAUCGAUGCCGACCUUUGUCUCGAUUUUCAUAAUGCCCGGGAAGAGAAUCCUGGAAAAUUCAGCAGCAGGUUGCACAAUAAAAGUGUCUAUGUUAAAAUGGGGCUGAGGAAGAUGGUGGGACCGAAGAUGUGCAAAGAUCUGCACAAGGAGGUGCGACUAGAGGUUGACGGUAGACUAGUGGAGUUGCCUCAAGUCGAGGGAAUUAUUAUUCUUAACAUUUUGAGUUGGGGAUCGGGAGCUAAUCCUUGGGGUGUUGAAAAAGACGACCAAUUCUCCAAACCCAAUCAUUGGGACGGCAUGUUGGAGGUGGUCGGUGUUACUGGUGUAGUACAUUUGGGACAAAUACAAUCUGGAUUGAGAUCAGCUAUGAGAAUAGCACAGGGUGGUCACAUUAAAAUUCAUCUUAACUCCGAUAUACCCGUUCAAGUGGACGGCGAACCAUGGGUUCAAAGUGCUUGCGAUGUUGUAGUACUAAAAUCAGCGUUAAAGGCUACGAUGCUGAAGAAGAUGAAAGGUAAAAUGAAGAGGCGCAACACGGAACCGACAAUGUUAGUAUCACCCGGGGCCCAAUUGGCCCCAUUACCAUCCAACGACGGCGAAUCCCCAACAGAUCCCAACAACACCACAUUCUAAGCACAAAGUAAUCACAUCAAGUUUUAGUGUCGUUUUUGGUUUCGUGUCGAUUUGUUACUUUGUUCAAAUAAAUAUAUAAAACACAUAUAUGUAUAGACAAUUGAUCCGUUCAAUGCGGGCAUGGGUAGUUGUUAUUUUUGUUUAAUUGCAUUUACGAAAUGUAUUACAUAAUGUAUUUUAACUGUAAAAGUGUAAUAAUUAUUACGUUAUAGUAUGGUAUUUUACCAAACUACUGGUGAAUUCAUAUACUGAAUAGAAUUUGAGGCGUUGUGCCAGUUAAGUUUAUUUAAUUUUAAAUAGUUUAUUUAUGAGUACAAGUCAUGUACUGUAGAUAUGUUGUAGAUUUUAAAGUUUAUUUAUUGAGAAAAAUCAAAUACCUGAUGUGUAGUAUCGGUGAGAAAUACUCACAUUAAUACGAUCAAUUUCCAAUGGCGGUACACACCGUACGGGUACAAUCCCCAAAACAUCUAAACGCGACAAAAUGCCGAUUAGCACAGCUUCUGGAGAGCAACUCUCAGCAGGUGAUUGAGGCACCCGAUGGGAAGAAACCGCUAGUGUGUACAGAGUUAAUUAGUGUCGGAGGAUCGGUACUUAGACAAUGGACUAAAUGUGAAUGUAUCGAAUCGUGGUUGUUUUCUGCGAAGGACGGAACUGAAAGGUGUGCUCCAGAACUGGCUGGUCGCAAUCUGUAUUGGCAAUUUAGAAAUAUGCAAGUUUCUAGAGGCCGUCGAGACAGAAGCCAAAGAAUAUCUUGGCCGGUUUGUUGUUAUAGAAGGUGUGAACGUCGUCCUUGCUCUCCAGGAAGCGACCGACGACGUUUCCGCUAACGUUCUUGAAAUGCGGGGGGCUCAAUUUUUCAUGAUUGUCCACCUGGAGGUUAAGUCAUGUUAAAUAUCUGUGUUUCGAGAAUGUUACCAAAUGCUAGGUACCAUAUUUUAGAUCUUAACUUAAUUAUUACAUUGAUGUGCUAUUGUUUGUAAUUAAAUUUCCAAAUGUAUGUAAUUGAUAGGCGAAGCGAAACACUUUGGCCCGUCAAUUCACGAACAACUUCUGUAUUAUUUCUGUAUCGCCCGUGGUUCCAUACUUAUUCAGAAAACAAUCCAAUAAUUAUCGCCACCACCGGAAUACAGUUUUACUGAAGUUUUUCACUUACAUAUAAAUAUAAAAUGUAAAUGUCACAUUAGAUAUACAUAUUAAAAAAAAACUGUGAAAAAUAUAGAAAUAUUAAAUGUA